Messenger RNA from Dimorphilus gyrociliatus, 1236 nucleotides. NCBI's taxonomy places the organism in Eukaryota, Metazoa, Annelida, Polychaeta, Dinophilidae. The record is from the annotation of a GenBank genome assembly.
UUCUCUUAACUUCAAGUUUUCAUAGAGAUCAAGGGAGAAAAUAAAUUUCUCUUAAACGUUAAUAAACUGUUACAGUAAUUUUUUUUUUUGAGAAAUUGUAGUAGUAAACGUAAAGAAUAAGACAUCAUGAAUGCAGCAGAAACUAAACAAUUCUUCAUGAAUUCUUUAACAUCAACAUUCUUUUCGGCGGGUAUAGCAAUCGGGAGUAAUUUGAACCUCUUCGAUAAGCUUCUACAGUUGGAUUCGCCUGUAACUUGCAACGAAUUUGCUAUUAAAUGCGACUUGAAGGAAAGGUAUAUAAGAGAAUGGUUGGGUUUAAUGGUUUCAGGACGAGUAAUUUCGGUUGAUGGUUCUGAAGAUGAAGACAAAUACUUUCUUAGUGAAGAUCAAAAGACUGGCAUUAAAGAGUCAGGAAAAGUAAUGAUACUUACAGAACUUGCGAAUAAGUUUAUUGAACAUAGUGAUAAGCUUAUUUCUUGCUUUAAACCGGAUGGACCAAGAGGAAUUACUCACGAAACCUACGACUCUAAUGGAGCAUUUGACCUUCUUGGAAAAUUUCGCUCGUUAGCGGAUUCUUCUGCUGAACAGGACGCAAUUAUUAAACAAGUACCAGGAUUGAAAGAAAAGUUAGAAACUGGUAACUAUAAAGUAUUAGAAAUUGGAUGUAAUCGUGGCCAUAAUUUGAUUUCAUUCGCAAAAAUGUUUCCAAAGUCAACUUUUGUUGGUCAAGAUUUAACUAGUGAGGGGAUUAUGGAGGCAAAGAAAAUGUCGGCCAAUAUGGAAAAUGUAACGUUUUCCGUUCAGGAUGCUUGUGUAAAAUCAGAAACAGAUGAUGAAUCCUUUGAUUGGAUUCUUACCUGUGAUGUUAUUCAUGAUCUACCGUAUCCAGACAAAGCUUUGAAGGAAGCAUUUAGAAUUUUGAAAAAAGGAGGAUACCUCAGCAUUGUCGACAUAAACUGUCAUACUAGACAUUCGCAGAAUAAAGAUAAUAUGGUAGCACCUUUUGUCUACGGCAACUCACUUUUGCACUGUUUGCCCAUGUCCUAUUCUCUACCAGAUAGUGCUGGCCUAGGAGCCUCCUGGGGAAUUGAAAAGGCGCAAGAAAUGUUUAAAGAUUCUGGCUUUGAGUUAUACGGUAAAUUCCCAAUGCCAGAUGAUUUUGAAAUGUACUACGUACUUUCAAAAUAAAUGAUCGCUUAUAAAUAAUAAAAUAAACAAAGCAUUUUUUAAAGUGGU